AAAGAGUGAGAGAAAACAAAGAAGGAGAGAGGGUAGGACCGACAGCAACGAGACACUAUGAGCCCCGCUCUGCUUAUAUGUGCAUCAAUCUCAUGACGCAGUCUCAAAGGACAGUUCACCGCUCUAAGUUGUGUAUUAGCACUGAGUAAGAGCGAGAUAACUCUGAAUUAGGUCGUUGACACCUCUGUGACAGUGGACUUUCUGCACACAGCAGUUGAAGAGCUGACAGCUGUGGAUAUCACAUGUAAAAAGAUUGUCAGCAGUCUCACAGACUCCAGUCAUCACCGCAUUCAGAAAUACUACGGUGCUUUUAUCGAAGACAAACCAAGAUAAGAAGAGGUCUGGGUACGUUGCUUCUCAUUUAUUCAUCUACCAUGGAGUCCCAGUCGUCACCUUUUUAUAGAGGCGAAGAAGGCCAUAUUUUACAAGUGGACGAGGAACUGGUGCGUAGGGGACCCCGUCGCAAAAGGGAGUUUAUACCUGAGGAGAGGAAGGAUGCCCUCUACUGGGAGAAACGUCGUAAGAACAACGAGGCAGCCAAACGCUCACGGGAGAAGAGAAGGAUGAAUGACUAUGUGCUGGAGUCUCAUCUCAUGGCCAUGAAAGAAGAAAAUACCAGGCUCAGUGCUGAAUUAAUGGCCAUCAAGCUGCGCUUUGGCCUGAUCCACCCUGCAGCCUUCACUGCUCACCAGAGUAACCAACUGCAACACCAUGUCCACAGCAGCACCCAACCUAUCACUGCCACUAGCACGCACCACCAGUCCCUGCAGAGGGACUACAACUGGGGUGGCAGAGACUCUUCUGUUAUGCCAAUACACCAACCACCUCACCCUGUCUUCAUCCCUGCAUAUGCCCUCCAUACAAUGAGAGGCUAUUCAUAUUUGAACAUGUCUGCAACUACUGGAUCUGGCCUCCUCACUCCACUUGGCCUUUCUCGAAAUCUCCUGCCCCCCCAUUCGUCCCCUCCUGGAACUCAUCUACUGAAACCCAUUCCUACGAGAGCUGCCUCGGAUGAGGAUGAGGAGCAGCAGGUCCCGGGGGUGUUGUCCCGGUCCUGCCCUGCUCCACCUCGCAAAAUCUCCCCCAGAGUCAGAAACUACUCUCCACCAAGACAAUACAUUUCCGACUGACUGUCCAAUAGAGAAAGGUUUAUGUACCAACUGAAUGACUGAGAAACAAAUUCUUCAUUUCUCUCCACAUACUGCCAAAUAUUUCUGCUGACACUGUAAGAGCUCUAUUUUUGUGAAAUCAUGGUGCAUAUAAAAGGCUCUGACACACCAACCCGAAGGCUGACUGUCGGCAGAAAAGGCAGUCAGACUGAUCAUUCGGCUCCCGUCUCCCCGAGUGGGUCAAAAAAGUGCCUCGGAACACACCGAAGCGAUGGCGACUUGAGCGUACGUUCUGCACAUGCGCGAGUCGUAAUACGUCUCCAUAACAGCAGGCCGC
Molecule: messenger RNA, 1446 nt
Organism: Sander lucioperca (pikeperch)
Lineage: Eukaryota; Metazoa; Chordata; Actinopteri; Perciformes; Percidae
Gene: nfil3-4
Product: nuclear factor, interleukin 3 regulated, member 4
Exons: 3
Coding region: 375-1130 (251 amino acids)
Biological process (GO): circadian rhythm; regulation of DNA-templated transcription
Cellular component (GO): nucleus
Molecular function (GO): DNA-binding transcription factor activity; DNA binding
Source: RefSeq, a predicted model, not a curated record